This is a messenger RNA of Botrytis fragariae, 1470 nucleotides long. Its product is annotated as putative f-box domain protein. The transcript has a single exon. Gene Ontology annotation, molecular function: protein binding. The record is from RefSeq and is a predicted model, not a curated record. Bases 1 to 1470 code for a protein of 489 amino acids. NCBI's taxonomy places the organism in Eukaryota, Fungi, Ascomycota, Leotiomycetes, Helotiales, Sclerotiniaceae.
AUGUCGCUCCUCAAUCUACCCAACGAAAUAUUUGAUAAAGUCAUAUCGCUUGUUUUGCCAGAAGGAUUUGAGAGUCUGGCUUUGACCUGCCAAGAAACUCACGCAUUAUGCACACCUUUCCUCGAAUGUCACAAUCAGCUUCGGUCACAAUUCCAUAGACUAGCAUUAGGACCAUCGUCAUCAAUCAAAACAUUGCUGGAUCUCAUCCUACGAAUUGAUAGCGAGCCUAUAAUUGCCCGUUAUAUUAUACACGCAGACUUUGGCAUUGACAGAUAUCAUUCUUAUAUUCAGGAUUUUUACCGUAGGCAUCAUGGACCUCUGAAAAAGCUACUCGCUGAUUCUCCAUAUUUGAAGAAAGCAGGACUGGACUGGAAAGAAUAUCAUGAUUUAAUCAAAGCGGACCUGAGAAGGAAUCGGCACUCGAGGAACUAUUCACAACAUAUCACUGCUUUUGUCUUGACACUGUUACCAAACGUCAAGACUCUCGUGCUAUCUCCUUGGCAGCCGCUCGAGGCCCCCAAAAGGCUUCUUGAAGCUAUCGUUGCCGAAAGCAAGCUGUCGACGUUCCCAUUUGAAGAUCCUAGUCUCGCUCAACUUACCAAGAUCAAGAUAUCAACCUACACUAGACUCAAAUUUGACUGGUGGAAAGACUUUCCGUUGUUAGCACUGCCAAAUUUGCGGUCAUAUCGGGGCCCCAACUUCGUAGCAAGAGGUGACUUAUCAAUUGCAUACCCUUCCAAACCAAUAUCGGAUUUUCGUUGUGGUCAGAAACUCGAAACAGUCUAUCUUAAAAACUGCUGUAUCAAUGACGUAGCCAUUGCCAAUCUCCUCAAACAUGCCCCACAUCUUAGGAGCUUUAAAUAUACCCAUUCGCCUGAGAAGGAAAGUGAUAGUGAGGUCUGGAAUAUUUUCAAAUUCAUCGCAGCAAUCGAGGGCGAGGCAGGAAGUUAUCUCGAGGAACUUUCCAUCAAAAUUUGCGCCUCAACGUCCACUGAGGACACCUCUCUGAAAGACAGACCAAUAGUUUCGAUCGCCCCUAACGAAGUGUUCAUGCGUGGCUUCAAGUGUCUCCGAAAGCUUGAAUUACCAUUGGAAAUUGCGAUCUGUGAUCAUGCCAAUACCGCAUUUCGAGCUACAAAUUCAACUUGCAUUUUAGCGAAUCAAGGACCCAGAAACUUCGAAAUAUUCAUCAAUGAGCUUUUACCUGCUUCUGUUUCCUAUCUAUCGCUAUUAUCAGGCGGAAUAGAUGCGGGCGCAAGAAGUGAUAUCAUGAAGGCCAUUGGAAAUCAUUUUGUUACAGAGCAGUCUCGGUUCCCCUCCACCAAGGAAAUUCAACUUUUAUUGCCAGGGGAUAAUAGUGCAAUCUAUUUGUACAAAGAAAAUCAUUCAGAGGCUGCUGGAGAGGUCGAGAAGGUAGACGUCAUUUCAAACUCUGCAUCAUGUGGUUUUUCUCUCGUCUACUUUCUCUAG